Messenger RNA from Sungouiella intermedia, 222 nucleotides. The record is from the annotation of a GenBank genome assembly. Lineage: Eukaryota; Fungi; Ascomycota; Pichiomycetes; Serinales; Metschnikowiaceae.
AUGUCCAUUCCAGAACACCCGGCUGACCCUGGCCCAUUCAGUGCACAGCACGGCUACAAUGAUAUCCAGAUCAAGACCCAGAAAUAUCUGGACAAGCCAACUCCACUUGCUCGUAAGGAAGGUAAAGCUCAAGAGUUCAUCAAUUCCAAGACAGACCGGGAGCACCAGAAAAAAUACGGAAAGAAGCUAUUCAACUUUCUCAUCAAUGCUGCGUGUCGAUGA